This is a messenger RNA of Rotaria sp. Silwood2, 333 nucleotides long. The record is from the annotation of a GenBank genome assembly. Lineage: Eukaryota; Metazoa; Rotifera; Eurotatoria; Philodinida; Philodinidae.
AUGGCCAAGGAUCAAAAAGUAAAUCUCAAUUCUCCUGAAGGCAUUCAUGUCGAUGAUACCAGUGGUACGGUCUAUGUGGCUAAUUAUGCAAAUAAUCGCAUCCAGAAAUGGUUAAAAAAUGCUCUUAAUGGUACCAAUGUAGCGGGGUUUAGCACUGGUGAAGAAGGCGAUGAUCGUGAAGCGUUGUCAAAUCUGACUGCUGUAUGGGUUGAUGAUGAGACUCAAGUUGUAUAUGUAGCGGAUUCAUCCAAUAAUCGAAUUCAACGUUGGCUACCAGAUGCAUUCAUAGGUGAUACCAUUGCUGGUGGAUCAGCUAUGGACGUAGAAUCUUGA